Paramormyrops kingsleyae is the source of this 4569-nucleotide messenger RNA. Lineage: Eukaryota; Metazoa; Chordata; Actinopteri; Osteoglossiformes; Mormyridae. The record is from RefSeq and is a predicted model, not a curated record.
CCGUUGAAUGAGUGCCUCGCGCUCCGGAGCGUCCCCCUUUUAGAAAGGAUAUCGUUGGGAAAACAAGGAUGCGGUCCGGUGGCCAGCGUGGAUUCACAAGGCGGAAGAUCUCAGUUCACUCGCCUGGGAAAUAGGCUAGUUUAUGAGUAGACCGUGGUAGCCUUGUAUUCGAAAAAGUAAACUUUCCAGGGGAAGAGUACAAAGGGAAGUGAUUAGUGAACUACCGAGCUGACUAUCUGCAGCCCCGUAGAGCAGCUGCUGUUGAUGGCAUAAGUCGCCACGGAGACGCCUGAUCCCCCGCGGUGCAGAGGUGCCGGCUUGUCCGAUCACUGCGUCGUGGCCGUGUGACGCUGCAUCCGCCUGCUGUGCUGCACACCUCAGACCGGAACCAUGCCGGCCCUGUCCACCAGCUCCGGAAAUGACACAGGUCUGUUUGAGCUGCUGGCCACCCUCCCCUCACAGCUCAAGCCGCAUGUGGACAGCCAAGCAGACUGUGCCUUCCUGCAGGACAUGUUCGGGGAGAAGAGCCUCCAGGCGCUGGUCAAGAUCCACGAGAAGCUGCAGCGCUAUGAAGAUCGGAGUCCCACCCCAGUGCUGAUCAGCGCCGGGACCCUGGCCCAGGAUUUGGUCAAGGAGCUGCAGAACAAGCCCGUCGGCCUGGAGAUUCAGGAGUUGCUCGGGUUACUGGACAAGCCCCAUGUCAAGAGCCUGCUGUCAGUCCAUGACACAGUGGCACAGAAGAGCUACGACCCCCAGCUGCCACCCAUGCCGGACGACAUAGACGAGGAUGAGGACUCUGUAAAGAUCAUCCGGCUGGUGAAGAACAAGGAGCCUUUGGGGGCCACAAUAAAAAGGGACGAGUGCACAGGAGCCAUUGUCGUAGCCCGGAUAAUGAGGGGCGGCGCAGCUGACAGAAGUGGUCUGAUCCACGUAGGGGAUGAGCUCAAGGAAGUCAAUGGAAUUCCGGUGGACGACAAGAAGCCGGAGGAGAUCAUCCACAUUCUGGCUCAGUCCCAGGGGGCCAUCACUUUCAAAAUAAUACCAGGCAUCAAGGAGGACGCCCAGGACCGGCAGCCUAAGAUGUUCGUCAAAUCCCUCUUCGACUUUGACCCCAGUGAGGACAAAGCCAUCCCUUGCAAAGAGGCCGGCCUGGCAUUCAAGAAGGGAGAUGUGCUUCAGAUCAUGAGUCAAGAUGACGCCACCUGGUGGCAGGCCAGGCAUGAGGGCGAUGCCAACCCCCGUGCUGGCCUCAUCCCCUCCAAGCAGUUUCAGGAAAGGAGGUUUGCACUUCGCCGGCCGGGAGUCCUCGCCCAGCCCCAGAAGGUCUCCAACCGAAGAUCAUAUGAUGUGGCUGUUGAAUGUGCGGAGGAAGUUGAAGAAGAGACUGACAACGGCAUCUAUGUAAGCGGAUUCCAAAUAGCCAGCCUUCGACGAAGCUUCCGCCUGAGCAGGAAGGACCGCAAGACCAACAAGUCUAUGUACGAGUGUAAAAAGAGUGACCAGUAUGACACGGCUGACGUACCCACCUACGAGGAAGUCACUACCUACUGCCGCCCGCCCAGUGGCCAGCACAGGCUGGUAGUUCUUGUCGGUCCCACAGGGGUCGGUCUGAAUGAGCUGAAGAGGAAACUGCUGAUCUCUGAUCCCCAGCACUUUGGUGUGACAGUGCCCCACACCACCCGUGUGAAGAGGAGCCAGGAGAGCGAAGGGGUGGAGUACCACUUCAUCUCCAAGCACCUGUUCGAGACCGACGUCCAGAACAACAAGUUCGUCGAACAUGGGGAGUACCGUGGCAACUACUAUGGGACAAGCCUGGACUCGGUGCGCUCGGUGCUGUCCAAGAACAAAGUCUGUCUGCUGGACGUACAGCCGCACACGAUAAAGCACCUGCGGACGGCCGAGUUCAAACCCUACGUGGUGUUUGUGAAGCCGCCCACCAUUGAGCGCUUGAGGGAGACGCGGAGGGACGCCAAGGUCAUCUCUGGCAAGGACGACAAGUGUCUGGCGAAGCCGUUUUCGGCCCAGGAGGAAGACUUCUUGGAGAUGAUCAACACCUCCCGGGUGAUGGAGGCCCAGUACGGCUACCUCUUCGACAAAGUCAUAGUCAACGACGACCUGACGUCGGCAUUCAGUGACCUAAAUGGGGCGCUCAAGAAGCUGGAGACAGAAACGCACUGGGUUCCUGUAAGCUGGACGCACUCCUGAAACAGAGACGGAAAUGUGGUGGGAACGACAGGAGGAAGAAGAGAGAGCGAGAAAGCGCUUGGUUAGAGACUGUCCCUUCGGUAGUUAGCGAGGUGUUCGAAGGAAGAUGAUGUAAUUUUCCACUUCUGUACUGCUGCAGGACGCCGCGCUUACCUUACCGCCGGUGUGGUGCCCGGCCCGCGGUAUUACUUUGGUGAAAACACACGGUGCCCUGGGUAUGCAUAGACUGUGGCCGCAAGUCGCCCACUCGGUGUGACUGCCAACCAGUGCUGUGCCAGAAAGAGCCUAGCGUGCUUUAAAUAGGGAUAUACAGAUAUAUAUUUUUUUCGGUUUCGGUGGGAAGGUUUACAUGUACGUGAAAUGUCACACGCUCCUCUGCUUUCAGUGGUACCGUUGCCGGUAAAGACUGUUGAGCUUUCAAACUUUCACGGGGCGCAGGUAUAAUUUUUAUUUAAGAUAAAUUAAUAUAUUUUAAUAUCCUCUGCUCUUUUGCGUACAUUUUUAUAUGCCUCUUUCUUGUUUGUGUUUUUUUUUAAUUGAGACACAAUGGAUAGACGUGGUAUUAGCGCCAGACAUGAUAUUCAGGACUCUGCUGCACUCCAGGCACGGCGUGAUGAGCUUUUUUUUUUUUUCUUUCAAGCUCUCUGUGUGUCAUUUAGGAGCUAUUUUAAACUGUCCGACCUUCUCCUGAAGGUGCCCAACAUAACAGUUUGCCAUUAAAACUACCAGACUUUGGCUCUCCGUUACAAGAAAUGUUCUCAAUCUUGUGUAAUUAGGGUGGAGUGUAGUCUCAUUUAUUCUCAUAAAAUGAGUCUAAAACAAGGAACCUAACAGGGACUUGUAAGCAUUUCCAGAUUUACAACCAAAAGGACUACAAAAUAGCCACUUCCAACUUAACAAGGUCCGUGUUUUUUUUUAAAUUUAUAUAUUUAUAUAUAUAUAUAUAUAUAUAUAUAUAUAUAUAUAUAUAAAUAAAAAGGUUGCCGGGUAUUUGGGGUCUUUUUUUUUUGUUGUUCUUUUUUCUAUCGAGUUUUUGUCAGCUUUCUCUGCCUUUCCUCCGGCUCACUCUCCUCCCCAAUGGCUUGACUGUUUUUAGUGUGCUGAGGUGACACUGUGAAGAGUCCGUGUGACUGUAAGUGGUGUGUGUGUGCCUAAGAGGCUGAGUAUAUGUGUACGUGCUCCUCGACUUACGAUGGAAUCACUGGAACGUAGCCUAAUCUUGAGUGGAAAAUAUCAAAUAUGAAUAUAAUAUGAUAAAUACUGUCACUGAAUAAGUAAAUAAUUACUGCCGCUAACUAAAUACCAAUCGUUGAAAAUUAAAUAAAUUUAUUAAUUUUAGUUUAUUUGUUUAAAUGGAAAAACACCAUACGAUGUGUUGUCUAACACUGUUUAUUCUGGCGAUCGCUACAGAAACUGGAAGUGUGACUGCGUGGAUAUUGACAUCAUCUGGCAUCGGUAGAAAAUAUCGUAUGCCAUAUCACUUGCCCAGGAACAAAUCAAAAUUCAAAGUUUGACUACUGAAUGUGUGUUGUUGUCACCCCAUCAUAAAGACGAAAUAUAAGUCGAACCAUCCUAAACCGAGGAACGUCUACAUGAAUAUAUGUGGUCUUUGUGAACCUGAGAGGAAGCUGGUUAUAUGUGUGCAUGUUUCAGGUUUAAUUGGAUUAAUAUUUGUGGUGUAUGUGUACCCGAGUGGAGACUGGCUAUAUGUGUCCAUGUAUGCAGUGUAAAAGCGUGAAUAUGUGUGGUGUAUGUGUACCUGAGAGGAGGCUGGGUAUAUGUGAGAUUGCAUGAGGUGUAAAUGCAUUAAUAUGUGUGGUUUAUGUGUACCUGAGUGGGGGCUGGGUGUAUGUAUGGAUGUAUGAGGUAUAAAUGAAUUAAUAUGUGUGGUUUAUGUGUACCUGAGUGGAGGCUGGGUGUAUGUAUGGAUGUAUGAGGUAUAAAUGCAUGAAUAUUUGUGGUGUACUGUAUGUGUACCUGAGGGGAGGCUGGAUAUAUGUGUGGAGGUCUGAUGUAUAUACGUGUCUCGGACAAGGGGCACUGGCAAUGAAGCUUGUCUAGGGUGCUGCAUGGCCUUCAGCCGGUACUGAGCACAUAACAUUCCGCACUGCCACUCAUUACACUGGAGGCUGGCAUUGCAAAGUGGUUUGUUUUCACAGGAUUCCUGCUGAUGCUGUGUCCCUCUCACAUCUACUCCUGCAUACUUUUCUCCCAGAGAAGUCAUCAAGUAAUUUUUGCAUUGUUUUAAGUUUUCCAGUGAUGCAUAAAAAAAUAAAUAUUAUAUGAAGACUGUUAAUAGAAAUCAGAUUCACCUCCUGAGGAAACACAAAUUUCUUUUCUAUACAUUAAACAUGUUAUACCUCA